AAUACAGCCUAUUUAUACCAUAAGACCCCCAUAAAGUAAGCUAUCAUGUAACACCAAUGCAUGCUCUCAAAAUCUAGUUUCCUUUUGGAGGUAUUUAUCAAUAUUUAGAGACAUAAGUUAACUGCAAACGCCUCACUCGAAAAGAUCUCCGAAUGUGAGAUAACAAAUUUUGCGAUCCCAACCCCAUAUUAUCUGCUUUUCACGGUUGUAGAGAGGAAAUGUGUUUCCACAAAAGGUUGUUGAGCGCAAUGACCAGCAAGAAGAAAACUUCCCCCUCCGCUAUUCAAGAUCUUUACGACCUCUGCACCCAUACUUUUACGCCUUCAGCCGCUUCGCCGCCGUCUCUCACCGCCGUUCAUAAGAUCUCUUCUUUAUUAGACACUAUUGGUCCUGCUGAUGUUGGUCUUAGUGAUGCUAGCAAAGAGGAUGACAGAGGUCAUGGUCCUUUUGGGAUCUUUUCAUUCAAUCGAGUAGAUCGUUGGGCUCAGCCGCUCACUUAUGUGGAUAUACAUGAAGGACAAAAUUUUACGAUGUGCAUAUUUUGUUUCCCUACUUCGUCUGUUAUUCCACUUCAUGAUCAUCCCGGCAUGACUGUUUUGAGCAAAGUCUUAUAUGGUUCCUUGCAUGUCAAAGCAUAUGAUUGGGUAGAGCCAGCCCGCAUCAGAAAAAUUCAGGGGACCGAGAAUUCCACAGUCAGGCUGGCUAAAUUGGCUGUAGAUAAAGUUAUAACUGCACCAUGUAGUACAUCUAUUCUGUAUCCAAGGAGUGGAGGGAAUCUCCAUUGUUUUACUGCAAUCACUCCUUGUGCAGUUCUUGACAUCCUUGCUCCUCCAUAUGAUGAAUUUUCUGGCAGGAGAUGCUCUUACUACCGCGAUUAUUCUUGUUCCAGCUUCUCCAUUGAAGAUGAUAAAAGUGGUGUAGAGAAAGAAGAGGAGUAUGCGUGGCUUGCUGAGAUCGACACACCUGAUGACCUCUACAUGCGCCCGGGAACUUAUACCGGUCCACAUAUUCAAAAAUGAGUGUUCUUUCAUCAAUAGAAGAUCUCUUGCAGCUAGAUGUCUAUGUAAAAGAAAUUGAAAAUGACACAUCAACCUCGACUAUCAUCGGUAAAUAAUCAUAUUUAAGUAACUAAUCUAUGUAUGGAUUUUCUUGUUGUA
Molecule: messenger RNA, 1157 nt
Organism: Salvia miltiorrhiza (redroot sage)
Lineage: Eukaryota; Viridiplantae; Streptophyta; Magnoliopsida; Lamiales; Lamiaceae
Product: plant cysteine oxidase 3
Exons: 5
Coding region: 219-1019 (266 amino acids)
Molecular function (GO): oxidoreductase activity, acting on single donors with incorporation of molecular oxygen, incorporation of two atoms of oxygen
Source: RefSeq, a predicted model, not a curated record